CUUCCCGCCAGUGCGCCGAUCCGCUUCACCUGGCAAACACUCUGGUCUGUCUUUUUUUGUAUUUUUCCUGGCGCGCAGGGGCUGCACACAGAGGCUGCAAUGGGUGGAUUACUACGAGCUGUCCUGAUGACUGUUGCUGUUCUUCCUUGUCUUCACGUAGUCCAGGGCAUCGCACGGAAAGCCGUCUGCUACUCCAAAGGGAACGUGUCCAUGGCUCUCUACUUUGAACAAGGAAGCAUAGAACUACCAGUCUCCAUCAACGGUGAGAUUACUGGCCUCUCACCUGGCAAACAUGGCUUCCACGUCCACGCGCUCGGCGACUUCACAAACGGUUGUGCUUCCACCGGACCUCACUUCAACCCUAUGAAAAAGGACCACGGAGCUCCCACUGACAGCCAAAGGCACGUUGGCGACCUCGGUAACAUCGAAGCCAACACUGACGGACUUGCCAUCAUCUCUAUGAAUGAUGACCACAUUUCCCUGGUCGGCGCCCAUAACAUCAUUGGACGCUCGCUCGUGGUCCACGAGAAGCCUGAUGACCUUGGCAGAGGCCAAACGAACGAGAGCAAGACCACUGGAAGUUCGGGAGCUCGCGUCGGCUGCUGCCUUGUGGGAUUCGUUUCUGCUUCGGUUCAGCUGUGUCCAAACUGGACUCUGGCUUCUUUGUUGCUGAUUCUCGCCUCCAAACCACUUUUGUACAGCUAGGGACUUUUUACAACCCCUGUAUAUACGCCCUUUUAUUGCUGCCAAUUUUGACGAAGUCAAAUAAAUUAUAUUUUCGUUA
This is a messenger RNA of Ornithodoros turicata, 784 nucleotides long. RefSeq lists its product as uncharacterized. Gene Ontology annotation, molecular function: copper ion binding. Gene Ontology annotation, biological process: superoxide metabolic process. The transcript is spliced from 5 exons. The record is from RefSeq and is a predicted model, not a curated record. NCBI's taxonomy places the organism in Eukaryota, Metazoa, Arthropoda, Arachnida, Ixodida, Argasidae. The coding region runs from base 100 to 705 and encodes 201 amino acids.